Molecule: messenger RNA, 8420 nt
Organism: Pongo pygmaeus (Bornean orangutan)
Lineage: Eukaryota; Metazoa; Chordata; Mammalia; Primates; Hominidae
Gene: STK17B
Product: serine/threonine kinase 17b
Exons: 8
Coding region: 3557-4675 (372 amino acids)
Biological process (GO): positive regulation of apoptotic process; intracellular signal transduction; protein phosphorylation
Cellular component (GO): nucleus
Molecular function (GO): ATP binding; protein serine/threonine kinase activity
Source: RefSeq, a predicted model, not a curated record
AAAAAAGAAUAGUAUUCCUAGGCUUACUACUUUUAAAGGAUAGUGAUUGAUUCUUCUUUUUAUAAAGAAAUCUUUUGCACUGUAUGGGUAUUUGUUUUGUCAGAAACAUUAGCAAUCAUUUAUCUACUACCUUUCCACUUAGGAAAACUUCAAAUGUCAGUUGCUUUAGUUUUUCAUAAUAUUGAUGACAAAAUUCAGUGAUUUUAUGUUUAAGUACUGUAGUUUGUAGUCUAUGCUGGACUGUUAUCAAAAGCUAUUUCUUUGAAUAUUUCAAUUAAGAAAUGUUCUUAUAAAGUUACAAGCACGUAUUUUUAUCUAAAUAUGUUGUAAUGUUGCAAUUUUCAAGGCAUACUUUAUUAAAAGUUUUUUAUUAUCCUUUUUCCAGAACAUUUAACCUCAAACUUCAGUGCCAUUUAAAACAUGUAUAUUAGUCUCUUUUAAUAUUUAUAUGCAUUAUAUUUUGGUUCAUCCCUGAUCCUUUGCAAUUACUCCAAAAGAGGGUGUAGUGAUACUGUAAGCAUUGAAAAAUUUUAACAGUGAGAUGGUAAUUUCCUCUUUAAUCCUUAAAGGAUCAGAUUCCAUUUUGCAUUGUAAUAGUUACUGAAUAAAUAGUACUUAAGCGGUGCUACUAAGUAAACAAUAUUUUACAACAGAAACCCAAUUUUCCAUCUUGUGAGUGACAAGCACCGUGCAUUUGUUGCCGACCCUGGAAUCCCCCACUCUAUUUCCGUUUUUCAACCUUUUAUCCUGGUUCACAAUUACAGGUUUAAUUCUUUUUCUGGAGGUGGGAAGACACAGCAUUAGGCCUUAGGGUCUUGGCACAGAAUCAGGCCUAGGAGUCAUUGCCUGACACUUCAGCCCUUGGAUAGUAUAUACUAGAAUGAUUGCAUUAGAGUUAGUUUAGCUGCCUUCCUGUUGUGAUUUUUAGAGGAUUAAAUUUAUGAAUUAUAUUUUCUGUUCAAAAUAUUUUAAAAAACAAAACCUGUUAGCAGAAUACAUAUGAGGAAUAUAAUCUCUUCCUUGAAAUUGAAAAUCAUCAUCAUUUCCAUCUUGAUACCAAUACUUCUAAUCAAUGACUAAUUAAAAACGAAUACUUCUGCCACACCAGGAGAAAGUUCUUCCUUUACUUUUGAUGGACGCUAAAUCUCUUUUUCGGUUUCCUAGGGAAAGCUUGCUAGCAGUAAAUGCCUUAAAUGCCUAUGUAGAAAGGAGUUGCUUCCCUUACAAUCUUCGGGCUUACUUUGCUUCCUAUUGCCUUCCCAAUUUACUUCAUGAAGAUCCAGACUUAUCAGUGAUAAAUCUUGAUAGGACACUUACCUGAAUUUCCUGAUUUUUGGAGGCUCUUAAAAGAGUGAUGUUCUUAACUGCAGUAGGUAUUUGUAUUAGUAGCUUGUAUUAAAAACAAGUAGCCACCUUGUCUGGAAACAGUGGUAAAAACAAAAGGUCUAUUGGCAUUAUAUUAUAGUAUAUGACAAAAUAAUUUUAUCUGUGUUUCCAGACUUUGUGGGUACCUGUUUAGAACUGACAUUUUCUAAGUGCAAUUUAAAAUAGUUACUUUAUUUGUCCAAAUUCUGAAUUAAGCAGAGACUAGCUGCAUUCAGAGCUCCAGUACUGUAAAUUCAAGAUGGAUCUCAAGUUCUCCUAACCCCUCGAAGACAUGAGAUGUACCUACAAAUUCUUUUUUCUAUAUCUCAUAAUUCUUACAAUUCACUUCAUCAAACAUUUUUAAAAUUCCUACCGGGUGGCAGAUACCAUGCUCGUUGCUUAGGCAGAAAAGUAAAAGGAUGCUGCCCUUUAAACACUGAACAGAAUUGCAAUCUAACAUGUUACAUUUUGAGGUAAAGAAGUAUGCCAAGGGUCCUCUUAUUUGAAGCAUAAAGGAGAAGCCUUUAAAUCAACCUGUGGUUUUUAGGCAAAGCUUCCUGGGGGGAGAGGCCAUUCUGUGUUGAGUUAUGAAGGAUGUGUAAGAACAGUUAGCCAUUUAAGGAAAGUAGAAAGGCUUUUUCAGGCAAAGAAGUAUAACAAAGAUGUGGUGGCAAAAUAUGAAAUAUGAGUGCGGCAGGAAAUGUAGCUGGUGUAUACUUGGCCUCAGAGGCCUUUAUGUGUCAUGCUGUAACUACUUGAAAGCUUGUAGAUACUGGGGAGCUAAUAAAGGAAUCAAAACAGACAAUUUGAUUUUCUAAAUAUUUUUAUUAUUGUAUAUUCUAUUUUUUAAAAACUUUCUUAUUUGAUAAUUUUGAAAUAAAUAUCAUGAUAAAUACUUUUUAAAAUAGAGCUAGAGGUUUAUAGAGAGAGUCUUGCUUUUGUUCACAUCACACUUGCUUUCUGCAUUCAAGUAAGUGAAGGCCCAGAUCAAGCCUAACAUUUCCUUUUUUUUCCUUCCUUCACUGAUCUACUUCCAAAUUCUUUUGGUAAUUAUUUUAAUGAGAUUUAAUGAAAAAAAUCUUUAAAAAUAAGUGAGAUACCAUUAUUUUUAGUAGUACCGUGUGAUUAAAAGCUUAAUUGUGUCUUACCUUCUAUUACACUUUUUAUAGGAUCUAAUCGUGCCUAUAAUCGUGUAUACACAUGCAUAUAAAUUUACUUACCAGAUCCUUUAAGAUUUUUUUUAACUGCUAUAACCUGAUAAAAUGUUAUGAAAUGAAUUUCAAAUGGAGUGAGACAUAUAGGUAAUUUAGAAUCGGUAAUAUGAAGUGUGGUAGAAGACAAGAAAAGGCCUGGGAAUUGUUGCAGUUAAAGAGAAUUUGGUGGGAAAUUUAGGAAGAUACAAGAAGGAGCGACAGAGAGCUGACUGAUAACCUGCAUGUACCUUAUAUGAAGGGCAACUAGAUGUUUGUGGAGGGCUUGGUGGACAAAGGUGACAUUCAUGCUCCACUAUAUGCAAAAUUGGCCAAAGGAGAGGAAAUGGAAAAAUAUCUUGGCUCUGACAAUUGGUUCAGAUGCAGUAAAUAAAAGGAAGAUGAACUUAAGAAAUGCUUAAUGGAUGCCUAAAGCAGCUUGUGAUGUAGGUAUAUUUCCAAUAAAUAGGUGAACUUAUGAGGAAAUUGGUACCCAUAUUGAUCUUUCAGAACAAUAGAAAAAAAUCAGUGAAACUGAGCACUAUCAGAACUAAGAAGAUACACAAAUAGUUAAAACAGAAAACAAAAAUACUUUUAAGAAUUAAGUUUAGACUAAGUUGGGAUGAGAAUUUUGUACGUGGAAAGGGUACAGCUAUUCAACAAUGGCAGGGAACUGCAGGGAGAGUAUUUUUGGGUAGAAUGUUAAUUUUGUUUUGUGGAACAAUAACGAUAUGCCCUUGUGACUUGCACUGUACCUGUGUCAGUGGACAUGAGUUCAGCAUAUUUUAAUUUUUAAUCCUUGCAGCACUGGAAGAUUGAUUCUUUUAUCAUCCAUACUUUAGAGGCAGCAAAAUCGAAGCUUUCUUCACCAGUAAAUGGGAAUGCGAAGUAAAUCGCAACAAAAUUCCAUUUCACCUUCAUCACACUAGAAUAGCCAAAAUUAAGAGUCUGAAUUGGGUAAAAAUAAGUGACUAAAGAAGCAGACCUGAGAAUCACCUAACAUGUCGAGGAGGAGAUUUGAUUGCCGAAGUAUUUCAGGCCUAGUAACUACAACUCCUCAAAUUCCAAUGAAAAUGGAAAACUUUAAUAAUUUCUAUAUACUUACAUCUAAAGAGCUAGGGAGAGGAAAAUUUGCUGUGGUUAGACAAUGUAUAUCAAAAUCUACUGGCCAAGAAUAUGCUGCAAAAUUUCUAAAAAAGAGAAGAAGAGGACAGGAUUGUCGAGCAGAGAUUUUACAUGAGAUUGCUGUGCUUGAAUUGGCAAAGUCUUGUCCCCGUGUUAUUAAUCUUCAUGAGGUCUAUGAAAAUACAAGUGAAAUCAUUUUGAUAUUGGAAUAUGCUGCAGGUGGAGAAAUUUUCAACCUGUGUUUACCUGAGUUGGCUGAAAUGGUUUCUGAAAAUGAUGUUAUCAGACUUAUUAAACAAAUACUUGAAGGAGUUUAUUAUCUACAUCAGAAUAACAUUGUACACCUUGAUUUAAAGCCACAGAAUAUAUUACUGAGCAGCAUAUACCCUCUCGGGGACAUUAAAAUAGUAGAUUUUGGAAUGUCUCGAAAAAUAGGGCAUGCGUGUGAACUUCGGGAAAUCAUGGGAACACCAGAAUAUUUAGCUCCAGAAAUCCUGAACUAUGAUCCCAUUACCACAGCAACAGAUAUGUGGAAUAUUGGUAUAAUAGCAUAUAUGUUGUUAACUCACACAUCACCAUUUGUGGGAGAAGAUAAUCAAGAAACAUACCUCAAUAUUUCUCAAGUUAAUGUAGAUUAUUCAGAAGAAACUUUUUCAUCAGUUUCACAGCUGGCCACAGACUUUAUUCAGAGCCUUUUAGUAAAAAAUCCAGAGAAAAGACCAACAGCAGAGAUAUGCCUUUCUCAUUCUUGGCUACAGCAGUGGGACUUUGAAAACUUGUUUCACCCUGAAGAAACUUCCAGUUCCUCUCAAACUCAGGAUCAUUCUAUAAGGUCCUCUGAAGACAAGACUUCUAAAUCCUCCUGUAAUGGAACCUGUGGUGAUAGAGAAGACAAAGAGAAUAUCCCAGAGGAUAGCAGCAUGGUUUCCAAAAGAUUUCGUUUCGAUGACUCAUUACCCAGUCCCCAUGAACUUGUUUCAGAUUUGCUUUGUUAGCACUUCUUUGACUCAUUUGGACUGAAUUUGAAAUUUUAUAUCCACUCCAGUGAGAUUAUGGUUUGUAGCUUCAUAUAUGACAUGUUUAUAUUGUAAAUGCACUUUUCCAUGGAAUAAUUUAGGGAAGUGUUUUAAUGUUAAAUUACUAGUUGCUAGCAUGAUUUCAUAUCCUGAGAUAGCUCUGCAGAUAAGAAAAUAUUUAAAUAUAUGACAAAAAGUAAAAUUGUACAUGUGAGUUUACAUGUUAAUGAAAUAAUUCAAGUUCAAAUGAACUUACCAAAAUGUUUUGCAUAUCAACAAAAAAAGUGGCUUGAGUUUUAUUAUAGUUGGUGUAAACUGAACACAAUGAAGACAUUGGAAUUUAAUAGGUUCUCUCUCUAAGGUGACUCUUAUACCAUGCCUCUAUCAACAUAAUUUGUUUAGGAAAGCAGUAUGAAAUUUAAGCCAAAAUACUUUCUACUUUAUAGAUGCUCAAGAGACAUUUUACAAUUGAAAAUGUCUUUCAAUUACAAAUAUUUUGAAACUUUAUAAGAUUUUCAUUCUCUAUGGUCUGUUAUAUGAGAGAGAUCCUUUAACCAGAGGAAAGAGGGAGUUAGAAACCUGAUCAGGGAUAUUCUUUACCAGUUGGAGCAGAGGAAAGAGUAGCAUGCCUUCAUAUUUUAACGCAAAUGUCUUUUUCCUCCUCCCAACCUACUUGAGAUCUGACAAGGUCUGGAAGAUGGAGAUAUUUGGUAUGCAAGUGUAGAGUUUUUUAAUCCUCCAGAAUUUCUAGAGUAGAAGAUACUUAGGUAAAAUUAAAUAUUCUCUAUUUUUAGUCAAACAUAUUUAUUAAUUGAAUAUAGAAGAAUAUGUUGACACACUCAGACAGCUUACUGAAUUUUAGGUGUCUUCUGCAUCUUAGAAUACAAGCCAGUCAUUCAGAGUUCUAAAAGUAUGCAUUAAAAAUUACAGCACCGGUAGGUCUAUUAACACAGUGCGCGAGUCAGCAGUAGCAAGACUGAUGUGAUCAUAAAACAUGACAUCAGGCUCGUCUGAAGUUCUUGUGUGAAAUUCCUAGUGAGUGAGGAGGCUCAGCUUAAAGCCAUCUGCAGAGUGGCCCCUCAUUGUGGUCUUUUGCUAGGACCAAUGCAAGAAAGAGACUAGGGAGAGCAAAAUGUUUGCUUAUGGCUAGAGACUAUAUCCAGUCCUAAUGAUGGGGAAAGUUAGUCCUUUUUAGGUAAUCUUUUAUGAAUUGUCACCUGAUGACCGUUAUAUUGGUCUGUUAUCAUGUUAAGAUAACUAUGAUCUCAUGACCAUGGUGCUGUAUCAAAAGAAAUAUUUUGACAAACAGUAACAACAACCUGAUGUUCCCCCUUUAGACCUUUAAUGUCUCAAAAUUUUGGUAAGUUUCCAAAUUCUUUAAUAAUAACUUAAAACUGUUUUGAAUAACUAUCAGGUCAUUUUAUUUGACCACAUGGUGAAUUCCUUUAACGUCUUCAGCAUUUGUUAAGGAAAAGUUUUCUCUACUUGUGUGUGUAUAUGUGCACGUGUGUAUGUACAGGUGUAUGUAUAUAUCUAUAGAUAGAUACAAUACAUUCUUUAGACAGUUUUCAAGAUUCUUUGCUGUGGUAUAUUGUGCUCAACUCAGGUGCCAAAGGAGCUGUUUUUUUUUUUUUUUUUUUGAGACGGAGUUUUGCUCUGUCGCUCAGGCUGGAGUGCAGUGGCAUGAUCUCAGCUCACGGCAACCUCCGCCUCCCGGGUUCAAGCAAUUCUCCUGUCUCAGCCUCCUGAGUAGUUGGGAUUACAGGCGCAUGCCACCGUGCCCAGCUAAUUUUUGUAUUUUUAGUAGAGACGGGGUUUCACCAUGUUGGCCAGGCUGGUCACAAACUCCUGACUUCAAAGUGAUCCACCCGACUCGGCCUCCCAAAGUGCUGGGAUUACAGGCGUGAGCCACCGCACCCCCACCCAGGAGCUCUCUUCUUAUGACAUAUAAAUUAUGACAUUUAUAUUCUUUAUAUGACUUUGUGUUCUCUUCUUAUGACAUUUAAAUUCUUUAAGUAGUUUGUUGGUCCAAUAAACUAGACAUUGUAUAAUCUAAAUUGAGCCCUUGUAUAUCUAAAACUGAUGAGUUGUUUCUAAAUUGUUGAUUGUCCAUUUACUUGCCUUUGGUGUUAAGAUAAUGCAAGUAAAGCUUAGUAAGUCAUUGGAUAAUGAAAUGAUUAUGUUUCUGAAGACCAUAUUAUAUUUUUAAUUUUUAGAGGAAUCAUGCCAUCCUCCAAAAAAUCAAGAAAUAUUUGAAUUUUAAAUUAUAAGCUCAUUUGUAAAAAGACAUUUUAUACCAACUUUCUCUUUCUCUGAAAAUCUUAAAAUAGUUUACAUCUACCUUUAAUUAGUAGAAUACAGAGCUGUAAAUUUCCAUGCCUUUUUUCCUGAUAUUAAGUUUUAUAGUAAAGCAACUAGUGGUUGCACAAAGAAUAUAAAAAUGCACUGUUUUUACAAAGGUGUGAAUUUAAAUAACGUUAUUGAUUGGAAUAUGAAAAUGAACCUAUCAUUUAAGAGCCUUUUAGCAAAUGAUUCAAUUCUUACUCUCUUUCUCCCACGAUUGAAAAGUAUAAUGUAUUUCUCUAAAGUAGGAAUCUAGAGAACCCCUAUGAGUGGACAAAUGUCAGUAACACUUGAACACAUGAGAAUAUAAGUGUUAUAUUGUGAUAUUUUAAAGUUUAAUUUACUUUUUGGGUAGGAUCUCUAAAUAGAUGGCAUUUUUAAAUAGAUGAUAUAUAGAUGGCAAUUACAAUUGUCAUUUUAAUUAUUUUCCCUACAGCAAAGAACCUAGCUCUGAGCAGUGAAAUUGUAAUGGCACUUUAAAGGAAGUAAGCCGUUAACUCUUCUCUAGUCCAGCGAUCUCCAACUGUUUUGGCACUAGGGACGGGUUUUUUGGAGAAAAUUUUUCCACGGGACUGGGGGUUUAAGGGGAUGGUUUCAGGAUGAUUCAAGUACAUUACAUUUAUUAUUAGAUUCUCGUAAGGAGAAUGCAACCUAGAUCUCUUGCAUGUGCAGUUCACAAUAGGAUUCGAGCUCCUUUGAGAAUCUAAUGCCAUGGCUGAUCUAACAGGAAGCUGAGCUCAGGCAGUAAUGCUUGGCACCGCUCCCCCUGCCCCCAACCUUCUGUGCAGCCCGGUCGUGGCCUGGGGACUGGGGACCCCUGCUCUAGUCAGUAAUGAGAUAAGGGACUUGUGCCAGAAUAUAAAUCAACGCAUUGCUUCCUUUAUCAAAGAAGUCUUGUUAUUUAAAAAAAGUCAACUGAGCCAAUAUGAUUAGUGAUGUAAUUGAUUUUCAUUCUGGCACAAGCCUCUUUCAUUCUGGACAGCUCACAAAUAGUUAAUGGACCAUGCUUUGAAUAGCCUUCUUCUAAGCAGCAUUUAUAAAUAAUGAUAUUUUAGAACUGUUUACAUUUCUUCUGUUUAUUUUUGAAUUUUCAGUUUGAUAUCUUGUCCUUAUUCAUUGUUGUAUAAACAACUGUACUUUAAUUUCAAGUAGUAUUAAAAGUAUUUCACUUCAGUUUGAGGGGAUUAUUAUCAAUUUAUAAUUUUAUAAAAGUAUUUUAAGGAAUAAUUGUAAAUUUUCCAUAAAUUACAACUUCCUGCCAUAUUUUGUUAAAUAAUAAUAUUGCUUAAGGCAUAUAGACAGACAUUAUUAUGAGUAUUCCAGUAGAAAAUCUACAUCAACUUGAUCAUUCUGGCUAAAAAUUAAAAAGCACUUUUUUAUA